Lobosporangium transversale is the source of this 709-nucleotide messenger RNA. Its product is annotated as LITAF-like zinc ribbon domain-domain-containing protein. NCBI's taxonomy places the organism in Eukaryota, Fungi, Mortierellomycota, Mortierellomycetes, Mortierellales, Mortierellaceae. The record is from RefSeq and is a predicted model, not a curated record. The coding region runs from base 43 to 693 and encodes 216 amino acids. Gene Ontology annotation, molecular function: zinc ion binding. The transcript is spliced from 2 exons.
CAUACUUCUUCAUUCUUAAUUCCUACUUCAACUAGAAUAAACAUGUCUGACAAGAAAGGUCAUUACGCUCCCAUUCCUUCAGAAGAGGAAGAACGCAACCAACUGCAGGACAAUAGUCUACUCACUCAAGGCUUCCAGCCUCCUCCAUACACACCUUCUACAGCACCGUCCUCACCAUUUAUUCAGCCAAACAAUGUUCCCUCCGCGCCUGGAUCGUCUACCGUUCCCAACAAUCUUUAUCCUCAGCUCCAUAGUCCUGUACCUCAGCACCCUUAUCAACCGACAUAUCCCAAGCUUAAUGAUACCUCAAAACCUCCACCACCAAUGACUCCUUUCUAUGCUCCUGCUCCACCACACCAACACCAGGGACAACAAGCUCAUAGUAUGGGCUCACCAUUGAUCUUGAUGAAAUCUCCGGGUAGGAUUGAGGACCUAAAGUCUCAGCCUGGUGUUGUUGUUUGUCAGCAUUGUCAUCACUUGGUCUUGACUGAGACAGCUCCCGAAAGUGGUUCUUGCACGUAUCUUGGUAUCCUUGGUCUUCUGCUCGCUGGCGUCACAUCAUGUGGAUGCUGCCUCUUGCCUCUAUGUAUAACCUCGAUGAAGGACAUGAUGCAUUCUUGCCCCAAUUGUCAUGAGGAUAUUGGUCUGUACUCACGACUUAAGGAGAAGACCUUUCCAGUUCGACGAGGUUAAAAUGCCGGAAAAAAAA